UAUAGCGGUUCUCAGGCCAAUGAGAGGGCGGGGAAUUGGGAUGGAGGCUGGGAGAGAGCCGAGGGGUUUCCCGGGGCUGCCCGCCAGCCCCCAGCAGCCCAGUAGUGACCCCCGCCCCCUGCGCGUCACCCAGCUGGGACCUUUCCCUCCCCCUUGCACUCACUCCUCCACCCCGCUGGUCUUGGAAGCGGGCAGCUCCCGAUGGAGGCGCCUGUGCCCAGGGAUGCCCGGAGCUGCCGGGAGCUCCGCUGGGCGGUAAAGUUUGCCGGCUGACUCGGAAAGUUGCUGCUUCCCCCCGCCUCCGCUCUCUUUCCUACUCUCUUGUCUUCUUGGCUCUGCAAGGCCAGUUUUUUCGUCCCCUUUCCGGCUCCCGCUUCCUGCAGUCCCCUGGCCCCUGCCUGCCUAGAGAUCUCAGACAUAGGGGGAUGUGAGCCUCCCAGCUGCUGAUCAGAGGGAGGGAGAGAGGGAGGAAGAGAAUCAGGGUACCAGGGAGCCAGCAGGGUACCAGGGAACCGCUGGCUCCUCUACUGCUAUCGCCCAGGAGACUGGGCUUGUUGCUCGGGCUGGGUCACUCUCCCAGAGAAACUGAGCUGGCCAGGGGGACAAGUGGAGUGGCCCCAGCCCCACCGGACCUCCGCCCACCAUGGGCAUCCAGGGCAUGGAACUCUGUGCCAUGGCGGUGGUGGUGUUGCUCUUCAUUGCUGUCCUCAAGCAGUUUGGGAUCCUGGAACCCAUGUCCAUGGAAGAUAGUAGUGACAGUGAACUGGAGCUCUCUGCUGUUCGCCACCAGCCCGAGGGGUUAGACCAACUCCAGGCUCAGACCAAGUUUACCAAGAAGGAGCUACAGUCUUUGUACAGAGGAUUCAAGAAUGAAUGUCCCACUGGCUUGGUAGAUGAAGAGACCUUCAAACUCAUCUACUCCCAGUUCUUCCCUCAGGGAGAUGCUACCACAUAUGCACAUUUCCUCUUCAAUGCCUUUGAUGCAGAUGGGAAUGGGGCCAUUCACUUUGAGGAUUUCGUGGUGGGGCUUUCAAUUUUGCUUAGAGGAACAGUCCACGAGAAGUUGAAAUGGGCCUUUAAUCUCUAUGAUAUUAACAAGGAUGGAUACAUCACAAAAGAGGAGAUGCUGGCCAUCAUGAAAUCCAUUUAUGACAUGAUGGGUCGUCACACUUACCCCAUCCUGAGGGAAGAAGCCCCACUGGAGCACGUGGAAAGGUUCUUCCAGAAAAUGGACAGGAAUCAAGAUGGAGUGGUAACCAUCGAAGAAUUCUUAGAGACUUGUCAAAAGGAUGAAAACAUCAUGAGUUCCAUGCAGUUAUUUGAGAAUGUGAUCUAGAAGGAAGAGGCAUUCAUCUGCCACCUUUCCCAGCCUCUGCCUCAGAAGGCUACCUUCACACCAACAGGCACCACCAUCACAAGAAGUUUUUUUUAAACUAAUUUACAAAAAAAAAAGAAGAAAAAAAAACAACAAAACAACAAAAGUCUAAAAG
Messenger RNA from Sarcophilus harrisii (Tasmanian devil), 1490 nucleotides. It is a transcript of the gene KCNIP3, whose product is annotated as potassium voltage-gated channel interacting protein 3. Bases 644 to 1336 code for a protein of 230 amino acids. The transcript is spliced from 8 exons. Lineage: Eukaryota; Metazoa; Chordata; Mammalia; Dasyuromorphia; Dasyuridae. Gene Ontology annotation, biological process: regulation of potassium ion transmembrane transport; negative regulation of transcription by RNA polymerase II. Gene Ontology annotation, molecular function: RNA polymerase II cis-regulatory region sequence-specific DNA binding; potassium channel regulator activity; calcium ion binding. Gene Ontology annotation, cellular component: nucleus; voltage-gated potassium channel complex. The record is from RefSeq and is a predicted model, not a curated record.